AUAUUCGAGCAGGGCACCGACGAGGUUCAGUCAGCCUUCAAAUUUGCGAUGUUCAACCACAACCAAAACACCACCACUCGGAAGUUUGAGUUGCAGGCUUUCGUAGACGUAAUUAAUACCGCGGAUGCUUACAAGCUAUCCCGCCUUAUCUGCAAUCAAUUCAGCAGAGGAGUAUUUUCCAUGCUUGGCGCUGUCAGUCCAGAUUCGUUCGACACCCUCCAUUCGUACAGCAACACAUUCCAGAUGCCUUUCGUGACGCCCUGGUUUCCCGAGAAGGUUCUGACGCCGUCCUCCGGUCUCCUGGAUUUCGCCAUAAGCAUGCGUCCGGAUUAUCAUCGCGCCAUCAUCGACACGGUGCGAUACUACGGCUGGAAGAAAAUCAUCUACCUCUACGACUCCCACGACGGUCUGCUUAGGCUACAGCAGAUCUAUCAGGGUCUGAAACCGGGGAACGAGUCGUUUCAGGUGGAAACCGUCAAACGGAUACAGAACAUGUCCGAGGCGAUCGAUUUCUUGCGUAGCUUGGAAGAACUUAAUAGAUGGAGCAAUAAGUACGUGGUACUCGACUGUCCCACGGACAUGGCGAAGGAUAUCGUGGUGAGCCACGUGAGGGAUGUCGCGCUCGGAAAAAGAACGUAUCACUAUUUAUUGAGUGGCCUGAUAAUGGACGACCGAUGGGAGAGCGAGGUGAUCGAAUACGGGGCCAUCAACAUCACCGGUUUUCGCAUCGUGGACGCCACUCGACCCUACGUCAAAGACUUCCUGGCCGGCUGGCAUCGUCUCGAUCCGGCGACGUCUCAAGGAGCCGGCCGCGAAUCUAUUUCCGCACAAGCGGCGCUGAUGUACGACGCCGUAUUCGUUCUCGUCGAGGCGUUCAACAAGUUUCUGAGAAAAAAGCCGGACAGAAGCAACGUAAGACGGACUGGAAUCCCUGGAAGCAGCCAGAUUACGAACGGUACACGGGCCCUGGAUUGCAAUAAUAGUCGUGGCUGGGUAACGCCGUUCGAAUAUGGCGACAAAAUUUCGAAAUUCCUCAGAAAGGUCGAAAUCGAGGGAUUAACCGGAGAGAUCCGCUUCAACGAUGACGGUCGCCGGCACAAUUACACCCUCCAUGUCGUUGAGAUGACGGUCAACAGUGCCAUGGUUAAAGUUGCAGAAUGGACAGACGAAGCCGGGUUUCAAGCGAUCGCCGCGAAAUACAUUCGACUACGACCGCACGCGGAGAUCGAGAAGAACAAGACCUACAUUGUCACCACCAUCGUGGAAGAACCGUACAUCAUGAAGAAAAAAUCAGAAACAGAGGAAGUGCUUGUCGGCAACGAUAGUUACGAGGGAUACUGCAAAGAUCUGGCUGAUCUGAUAGCAAAGAAGCUGGGAAUAACGUACGAGCUGCGUAUCGUGAAAGAUGGCAAAUACGGCAUGGAAAACGCGGACGUUCCUGGUGGCUGGGACGGAAUGGUCGGGGAACUGAUCCGCAAAGAAGCAGACAUCGCCAUUGCUCCUAUGACAAUCACAUCCGAACGCGAACGAGUGAUCGACUUUAGCAAGCCCUUCAUGUCCCUUGGCAUAAGCAUCAUGAUAAAAAAGCCGAUGAAACAGAAGCCUGGUGUAUUCAGCUUUUUAAAUCCUUUAAGCAAGGAGAUAUGGGUGUGCGUGAUCUUUUCAUACAUCGGCGUCUCCAUUGUACUAUUUACCGUGUCCAGAUUUUCCCCAUAUGAAUGGAGGGUGUUAACGCUUAGUAGUGGCGGCGAUCCUACAGUGUCCGCAAGAAGUGACUCCACGUUACAGCAUCCUCAUGGAUCCCAAGGAUCGCCGCACCUACCAACCUCCAGUAUGGCGAACGAUUUCAGUAUUAUCAACAGCCUGUGGUUCGCUCUGGCAGCUUUCAUGCAGCAGGGCUGCGACAUAUCGCCCAGAUCAAUAUCGGGAAGAAUAGUUGGCAGCGUCUGGUGGUUCUUCACUCUUAUAUUAAUCUCCUCUUACACCGCGAACUUGGCCGCAUUUUUGACCGUCGAAAGAAUGGUCGCGCCGAUCAACUCGCCGGAGGAUCUCGCCUCCCAAACGGAAGUGCAAUACGGCACGCUGUCUCACGGAUCUACAUGGGACUUUUUUCGCAAAUCGCAAAUCAACCUGUACAGCAAAAUGUGGGAGUUCAUGAACUCGCGGAAACAUGUGUUCGUCAAAACGUACGACGAAGGUAUACGAAGAGUGAGAACAAGUAAAGGUAAAUACGCUCUUCUGAUUGAGAGUCCGAAGAACGAGUAUAUAAACGAGAGAGAGCCCUGCGACACUAUGAAAGUCGGCAGGAAUCUCGAUGCCAAGGGUUUCGGCGUCGCUACGCCUCUGGGAUCUCCCCUCAGAGACCCAAUAAAUCUAGCGGUAUUAUCGCUAAAGGAGAACGGGGAAUUAACGAAGCUGGUGAACCGAUGGUGGUACGACAGAACCGAAUGCAGGCACGGUGACAAACAGGAUGCCUCCAGGAACGAAUUGUCCCUCAGCAACGUGGCGGGGAUAUUCUACAUCCUCAUUGGAGGCCUCCUGUUAGCGUUGACUGUUGCACUACUGGAAUUCUGCUAUAAAUCUCACACGGAAGCUACCAGAGCGAAGAUACCACUAUCAGACGCGAUGAAAGCGAAAGCCCGACUAACGAUUGGCGGUGGUCGAGAUUUCGACAAUGGCCGGUACUACGCUCCGGCAAACACGAUUGGCAACACCGAGGGCGACCAGGUACACAGCAAUACGCAUACCCAGGUGUAAAUUACUUGGAUUCGCCCGGCGAGUCGCCCGCCAUUUCCCUGCCCGCACCACCACCA
This is a messenger RNA of Dufourea novaeangliae, 2813 nucleotides long. It is a transcript of the gene GluRIB, whose product is annotated as glutamate receptor 1-like. Gene Ontology annotation, biological process: modulation of chemical synaptic transmission; synaptic transmission, glutamatergic. The record is from RefSeq and is a predicted model, not a curated record. Gene Ontology annotation, cellular component: postsynaptic membrane; plasma membrane. Gene Ontology annotation, molecular function: glutamate-gated receptor activity; transmitter-gated monoatomic ion channel activity involved in regulation of postsynaptic membrane potential. The coding region runs from base 49 to 2757 and encodes 902 amino acids. Lineage: Eukaryota; Metazoa; Arthropoda; Insecta; Hymenoptera; Halictidae. The transcript is spliced from 18 exons.